AGGGAGGGAAAAAAAAACACUCUCACACACACAGCCUCCCACAUACACACACACACACGCACACUGUGCUCAGAGCUAGCAAGGGGCUUUAUUCAGCUUCACACUAAAAAGAGACAAAGGGACUGUAACCUGCCACAAUGGAGGAAAACAUGGAUGAAUCGCAAAGCCAGAAAGGCUGUAAGGAAUGCUGUGAGCGAUGUGUGGGCAGUCUGCCCUGGGCCUCCCUCAUUGCCACUAUCCUCCUCUACAUGGGUGUGGCCUUGUUCUGUGGGUGUGGCCAUGAGGCUUUGAGCGGCACUGUCACCAUCCUCCAGAACUACUUUGAAGUGAUCAGAGCCCCAGGAGAAACACUGGAUGUGUUCACUAUUAUUGACAUCCUCAAGUACAUCAUCUAUGGCCUUGCAGCUGGAUUCUUUGUGUUUGGAGUGCUGCUGCUGGUGGAGGGCUUUUUCACCACUGGCGCUAUAAGGGAUCUCUAUGGAGAGUUCAAGAUCACUGCCUGUGGACGCUGCCUGACUGCAUUCCUCAUGUUCCUGGCCUACCUGUUCUUCCUAGUGUGGCUUGGAGUGACAGCGUUCACCAGCCUGCCAGUCUUCAUGUACUUCAACGUUUGGUCUAUGUGUCAGAACACCAGCGUGGUGGAGGGAGCCAACCUCUGCCUGGACCUGCGUCAGUUUGGAGCCGUGACCAUCUCUGAGGAGAGGAAGGUGUGCACAGGAUCUGCAAAGUUCUUCAACAUGUGUGAUUCUAAUGAGCUGGACUUGACCUUCCAUCUGUUUGUGUGCGCACUGGCAGGAGCAGGAGCUGCUGUCAUUGCUAUGGUCCACUUCCUGAUGGCUCUAGCUGCUAACUGGGGCUAUCUGAAGGACGCCAGCAGGAUGCAGAAGUAUGAGGACAUCAAGUCGAAGGAGGAGCAGGAGCUGCAUGACAUCCACUCUACACGCUCCAAAGAACGCCUCAAUGCCUACACAUAAACACAUACCUACAAGAAACGACACACACACACAAACACACGCACACACUAACCUGUCAGACGCACACAAAAUGAUAACUGCGCAAACACACACACACACACACACACACAACACACACACACACACACACACACACACACAAAAAUGCACAAAGCCUGACACAACCUAAUAGAUAUCAGAAACAUACAGAAUAAAACUGUAUGAAAAAACAAUACAAACAUACAUUCAAAGACAUGAAUAAAGACACGAGUAGGAAUUAGUCGAUGACAUAAAAUGAUGAAAACACAGACACGGUCAUCAUCCUGGAGUCUGCAGCAGAUUAUUGGCUCAGGUGAACUACGCUAACAAGUUGUCAUUCAAUAUGUUUGCUAUAUACAUACUUCUUUACUUUUUAACCCAGAUUCUACCUUUAGCUUUCUACCUGAAAAGUGAUAACAAGCACAGAGCACGUUCUUCUACAGAGGAAGUGGCGCUUGUGAUGGGAGAUUGUACGCGACUGCUCAAUGAAAAUAGUUACAAAAAAUGUAUUUGGCCACAUCUACUUUAAGAAGUUCAUGAUAUUUUCAUCUACACUAUUUCAGACUUUUCUUAGCUCGAAGCUCUGCAUCCCCUUCACCCUCAAAUGCCCCAAAGUAGCUUUUCAGUGUGUGAAUGUGUCGAACAAUUAACUACAACUUGCCUAAAGCCCCUUGGAGAAACAAUAAUAACUGUAAUGAACUUCAACUUACAUAAGAUUAAGCAAAACAAAAGACAUUCAGCAAAUGUAUGAAAUAGCACAAGAAACAUACAAGAUAAUAACACUUCAAAAAGUACCAGAAAUACAACACACCUGAUGGACAGAAGAACCCAAAGAAAUGUCACAUUUGUUUUGCUUGUUUGUGGUCCUGUGGUGGCCUUAGGCAUCUAAUUAGUUUGCCUAUGCUUUGACAGGCAGCUUUUUGCUCUAAAACUGUUAAUAUAUAAUAAUGUCAUCAACAGUUAGUCUUUGCUUUGUGUUAAUUUUAUUGGUUUGCCAUCUAUAAUGAUGCUAACUGCUGUAUGAAAAUGAUCCCAGCUAUGAGCUGUUAGCAAAGCGCAGCAGAGCCUUUAAUCUACAGCAGACACAUGAGGGAGUUUGGUGUCUGUGAGCUCAUUGUUUAAUGUAGGGGCCGUCCAACAGGACAAUGUAACCCCCCAACAGCCUCAAUACCUGCAGUAUACACACCACACAUGAUCUACACACACACACAAACACACAUAGAUGUGGCUGAGUGGUCGGUGUUGUGCAGACAGUGUUGUAUGGUGGUGUCAUGCUGUGUCGUGUCGUUUCGCCACAUUAUGAUUACUGGUAUUGCAGAGAAAUAUGGUCCCCGAGGAAAUUUGUACCACCCAGGUACAAUUUGGUAGCAUUGCUAACUUUUCCUCCCCUUCUCUCUCUUUUCCCCCCACCUUUUCCCUCCAACUCUGCUCCUCCUCUUUCUCUACUCUGAUCUCUUCAUCUUGAGCCCAGUUUCAGUAGUUGUUCCACAUGUUCCCGUUCCACAUGCCAGCUGUCCUACAAGUGGCCAUUUGCAGGACGGGAGAUGGAUUUUUGAAAUGAAAUGCAGGCUUCAUAGUUCAUUGUAAUAAUAUUACUAAAAUAAUGAUAAUGAAACCAUGUAGUGAUUGAUAAGGUAUGCACAUGAACUGAUGUCAAAAAUUGUCUCCUUUUCCAAAUUCCCCUAAUAUUGCUGUAUUUGUACUGUAUACCACAUAUCGGGCUCCUUGAGCUCACUUGAACUUUCAGAAUAAAAGCACUUAAGAUGGCAGAGGGGCCUUUUGAAACAACUAGUGAAAUGGGGCUUUGCAUCCUUUCCCCUUCAUCCCCAGUUUGUAUAAACUUGUGAUUUGUCCUCAGAAACAGCACAUCUUAGCAGCACAAAGUCUUUUUAACAUGUGUCAUGUUCUCAUCAGUCUGAUAAUGUUUUUUCUCACUUUUUGUAAUUUUGCCACAUUUUUAUCAGUAUUAUUUAAGUGUCAUUUUAGAUUGGGGGAGGAGGUAUUUAAUUGGGGCAGGAGUAUGUAUGGGGGGGUUGUAUCACUUUCACAUUUUCAUGUGAUGAUUCUGUAUUUUAGUGGUUCUGCACACACACACACAAAUAUAAACAAACACACUUGCACAUGCGCAUACAUCAAUCAUCCUGAGCGUUUCAACUCUCACAUUUUCGUGUUUUCUUUUCUCUACCUUUCUUUCAAACAACCCUAAUGUGACCAAAAUUACAGUUUGCAAGUUGAAUUUAAUACUAUAGAUACUAAUAGUUAACUUGUCAUUCGUGACAUGAACAGAUGACCACUGUGAUCUCUGGGUGGUGUUUCGUUGUACAGCAAAUGCGUCACUGACAGUUGGAGACUAUCUUUUCCUAAAAGCUAUUUAAGGUGUAGGAAUUUUAACAUCUUCCGAAGAAUUUGUGGGUAUUUGAAAUGAGAUGGUGGGUGUGAUGGGAUGAAGAGGUGUAACUUGAUAGAUGGGGAAACGCUGAAUUGUAAAAGGAAGGAGAGGUGAGGUGCUAUAGAAACCAGAAAAAAAGAUGGUGCUAACUAUCAGUGGCAGCAGGGAUUGAUUUAACUGGUAUAGUGUUAUUGAGUAUGACCAAGGUGAAUGAUGUCCCAGCUAAUAAGCUCAUGGUUUAGGUUUGCUUUACAGCGUAUAUUUGGUGCGACAGUUUAUCUCCUCAGGUGCUACUAUAUUGACUGCUCUGAUUGCAAUUGCAAAAUGAGUUAUUACAAAUAAGAUCAACUAAAAUGUGAUCACCCUGAUGAGAUUAUAACUUUAAAAUUCAGUUCUUAGCUAUUCUUGUUAGGCUUUUGAAGAGGCAGACAAGACUUCACAAAUCAGACCUGUGAGCAGUAACUACUCUCAGCUUGAAUUUGAAUAUGUUUCUGUUCUGAGGCAGUGUAUACAGCAGGGGGAAAUCAGGACAUGCAAUGGCUUUGACCCUCUGUCACCAGUGUGCAGGGCUGUUCUGUUUGUAUUAUAUUUGAAGUUAUGUUGAGCCAGCCAUUAAAAUCAGAGGAUUGUAUCUGCUGUCCUGGUUCUAGCUGUGAAGGAAGGUGAUGAUUCUCUAUCUGCCAGUAGAGAUGAUUGAGAGGGUGUUCAGCAUGAUGAUGAAGAUGGUUGCGAGGAUGAUGGUGAUAGUGGUGAUGAUGUUGGUCUUUGAAGGGUUUGAUUUGAUGACACUACCAGCACACAAACACACACACAUACAUACACGCACACACACAGCAACACAAACAAAUCCACUCCACCACCGCCAUCACUCUGAGCCAUAACUCUUUGCUCUUUUACUUUUCACCAAUAACAUUUCACUAUUUUAUUAUCAACUUUAAAUCUUUGAAACUUUUUAAAUGUGAACUCAUUGAAUUAGAAAAAAGAAAUGUGUUUCUUUUCUUUUUCUUUUUUUGUGGGCAGUAUUAAGCACUGUACCUGCAUUAACUCUGUAUAAAGAUAUACAUAUAUGUGAAACAGUUGAGGUGAGCAGCCGGGAGAAUGAUUUCCUAUUGGUCACAGAGUCUGGAGGGGGUGGCUCAGUCCCAAUGUCCUGAGCUUUUACUCCCUAAGAGAGCUGCAUUUACACACACGAAAGAAAUUUAGUUUUCACAUCUUGGAAAUAUACUGAAAAAAUAAAGAAGCUGUGCCACAGCAGUGAUUAUAUAGGCUGAUUAAGUGUCUAUAAAAAAUAUUUCUUAAACUAAUGGUGUACUUUGGAAAAGGUUUGGCAAGAUGUUGAUAUCAGUAAAAUAAGUAAAACCACAUGCGUAGCCCUUUAAAGGUGCAAUGUGUAAGAUCUGGCCACCUGUUGGAUUCAUACUCCAAACAGAUCAGGGGCCAGAGUAACCGCUAACUCCUGCUAACUGUAGCUGGCAUUUGCUAGUUAACUCAGCCAUGAGGCUAGUGGUACAUCAUAGAAACUUUAUGUACUCUGACAGGAGCCAGUGUAAAUGCCAAACUAAUGGAGACAGCCAGUCAACAUAACAUGCAGUGACACCUUUACUGGCAUGUAUUUUAGUAAAACAAAAAUGUAAAUCUAGGUCUUGUGUCCUGUAAAUGCAGCUACAUUUGACAAAAAAAUUAAAACACCUACCAUCAGUGUCGAUGACGGGAGACUCCACCAGACUUGUGUCCUGUUCAGGUGUGUCUCGGCUGCAUACAGUCAGUAUUUUUAAGGGUCUAGUUUUACAGUAACAGUAUUUUAUCAUUUCAUUGCCUGACAAUGGAUGUCUUGUCAGUGUUUUUAACCUCAGAUAAAAGAAAAAAAAAUAGUUUUUUGUGCACUUAUUGACCAUUGUGAGCUCUCUCUCUCUUAUUCUUGGUGUGUAAGUGCAUUGAGAUCCCCAUAGUGGGACCUGUGUAUAGUCUUGCUGCAUUGGUUAUAACCUGAAGAAAUAACAAUGAUGAAAACGAACGAAUUCAUAUUAAUGAUAAUGAUUAAUGAUUAAGAUAAUCUUAAACUAGGCAAAAAAAAAAAAAAAAAAAAUUAAAAAGACAGUGAAUCUAGUUGUUGUUUGUGGCAUGGUUAUGCAUUCAAUGGUCAUAAUUUUAAUGAUUAAAACAAUACAAAAAAAAAAAAUAUUACUUUCCACUGGCGCUGUUCUGCUGUUUUUGUUUUGUUUUCCACUUUUCAGUGUGCAGUAUUGCUGUUCCUGUUGCUAAUGGUGUUGCUAAGCUAGCUUGCUUGCUCAGUUGUUUACCACCAGAGCAAUAUAUUGUAGCAGUUUGAUGAAAUCAAGACAUAAACAAGAAACCCAUACCCAUAAAUUUCUGGCAUAAAAGUGCAUGAAUCUUUGAUUGCAAGUCUUAAGUGAUAUGAUCAUGGUGUUCUUUAUUGUUUAUCCUAAUAAAGCAGAUUUGCAGAUGUGGUGUAAUGUAUUGCUCUGGCCACCCAUUAUCCUGCACCCACCUCUGCUCACAUUCCUCAGUCUGGCUGUUUAGGCUACAUUCAGUCAUGGAUGUCUGGUUUAGUCCAGAUUUUUCUGACCAUAUUUGAACUGAGAAGUUACACAUGUCUUAUAUCCUGUGUGCUGGAAACAACCGUGUGUGUACACAAGAGUCACUGGUGCAUAAGUGAAGCUCCAUGUAACUAAGCAACAAGCACAGUCUGCCCAGCUCACACUGCCAAAUCACCAUCUCUAAUGGACGCUAACAAGGCAAAAUAAUAUAUCGGGCAGUUUCUGAAGCAUAGUUAGAGCUGUAAAAUCACAUCUGAAGGUGAAGAAAAAUUAAUACUGGCAUGAGAUUUCACUAUAAAAUUGUAAUGGAAUUGGGCCCAAAAAGACCGUGAAAUAUGUCAUUUUUCAUGUGAGUAAGAAUGUCAGAUUGGCUCAUCUUUGCCAGGCAGUGUCAUGUAGCCUAAAUGAAGCCUUGAAAAUAUCCAGCUUCUGUUACAGUCAGGACGAGGGUGUGAGCAGCUCGCUCUCCAUUUGAUUAAAGUCUCCUCAUUUACUUUCAAACCCUCAUCUCCUUGUAAAGAUGAAUAAGUAUUGACCGCUUCCAAUCCUGCGUCCUUCUUGUCUACCCCAUGACCACAUGCUUUUGACAGGAUUCAGAAAAAUGCCCAAGUCAGCACAUAAAGCAUGAAUUUCAAUAAGACAAAAUCUGAUUUCUGACCCUCUGUGAGAAAGAUUUGAUCUGUUUUUGACUGUUUCUGCAGCUAUAAAACCUCAGCUCUGUAUCACAGGAUGAAAAAUCAGAUCUUCUGUGCCUGAACAAAUUCAGCUCUUUGUCCAUCAUGAACUGAACCACAGAUCUCCAAACUAAUGAUGUCAGUCUGUUACCUUAAACUGACCAUCACAUGUUUCAGAUCCAUGCAUUAUGUCAGGUUGGACAUUUUGGACGCUCAGAGAAGUUAUUUUUGGCUUUUUGUUUUUUGUCUGUUUCCCCAUAGUAUUCUAGGCUUUUUGUACUUCCCCCUGGUUGCUUAGUAGCAGGCUUUAUCUGAUUCACUCCUCCAUUUUGUACAUAUCUGUGCCAACAGCUUGGGCAGACAGUGGCUUUUUUAUUUGUAAAGACAUAAACCUGCUUGCGUAUAUAAAUAAAAUGAAAUAAUACACUUGUGUACUUGUUAAUAAGGGAA
Molecule: messenger RNA, 7063 nt
Organism: Acanthopagrus latus (yellowfin seabream)
Lineage: Eukaryota; Metazoa; Chordata; Actinopteri; Spariformes; Sparidae
Product: neuronal membrane glycoprotein M6-a-like
Exons: 7
Coding region: 138-974 (278 amino acids)
Biological process (GO): neuron projection development
Cellular component (GO): neuronal cell body; axonal growth cone; filopodium
Source: RefSeq, a predicted model, not a curated record